Molecule: messenger RNA, 1715 nt
Organism: Mytilus californianus (California mussel)
Lineage: Eukaryota; Metazoa; Mollusca; Bivalvia; Mytilida; Mytilidae
Product: interferon regulatory factor 8-like
Exons: 11
Coding region: 48-1421 (457 amino acids)
Biological process (GO): immune system process; regulation of transcription by RNA polymerase II
Cellular component (GO): nucleus
Molecular function (GO): DNA-binding transcription factor activity, RNA polymerase II-specific; RNA polymerase II cis-regulatory region sequence-specific DNA binding; protein binding
Source: RefSeq, a predicted model, not a curated record
GUUGAAUCAAAACCUGAAGACAUUUUAAGUAUUCACACAUAUAUUUCAUGGCAGAACAUUUUUACACUAAAAUGUAUUCAAGAAAUAAUUAUAGGAUCGCUCCUAAGAGAAUGGAUCCACACACUCGACAGCGUAUGCGUCCAUGGUUAGAAGCAAAAAUUGAGGCCGGACAAAUUAGAGGACUUGAAUGGAUAGAUAGAAACCAAAAGAUAUUUAAAGUUCCUUGGAAACACGGAGGGAAACACGAUUGGAAUGAACAAGAUUCACAGAUCUUUAAGGAAUGGGCUCUACACACAGGAAGAUUCAGAGAAGGAGUCGAUCAGUCAGAUUGGCCAACGUGGAAAACAAGAUUUCGAUGUGCAUUGAACAAACUUCCAGAUAUUCACGAAAUGAAAACUUAUGGAAGACUUGAUGGUCCCGAACCAUAUAGAUCUUAUAGAUUUCUCAGUAAACAUGAAAUCACAUACCCGAAUAAAGAACCAGUGAUUGAUCAUCAUGACGACUCGAACUCCCCAACAUCAUCACAAGACUACAAUAUGAUGGACGACCAGAAUGUAGAGAUAAAUUCUAUGCCGGAAAAGGUAAUCAAAGGUGAAAUUGAUAUAGAUGAAAACAUAAUACCAUCAGGCAAUCUACCGUCAGAUUUAAGAGAUCUUCGAAUGCAACCAAUAACAAAUGGACUUGCCAAGACGGCUGAUGGAAUUAAUGCCAUUAACCCUGCCCAAGGCGAGAUUUCAUUACAGAACAGAGAAGUCGAUCCUACAAUGGUGUUCAAACUUGGAUACAGACAUGUUGAUCUUGGAAGCCAUACUGUUCAUAACUCUAGAGGAUGUCGACUUUAUUAUGGACCUUCCGAUAUGGAACUAAAUGUUCACUUACAAAAUGAGGUAUAUGGUCCAAAUGAUGUUGAUCAAGUGCAUUUUCCGUUGUGUUUUUUGGAAAACAAAAAGCAAGAAGAAAUGACACUUACAUUGCUGAAUUACCUCGAUCGUGGGAUAAUCAUCAGGGUUCAGAAUGGUCAGAUCAUUGCUACUAGAAAAUGCAGAUGUACCAUAUUUGUUCAACUACACAAUUCCCCAGAGCCGGUUAAAUUGAACCGGGAUGAACCAACUAUAAUAUUCGAUUACUUUAACUGGUUUGAGCCCAGUUUACAUCGAUAUAUAAAUGAUAAAGGACCACGUCCUUCGGCAGAGGUUAUGAUCAGCUUUGGUCAAAAGUGGUGUGGAGGGGAAACUGAAUUCAGAAACAAUCUAAUAUGGUCAAAAAUCUACCUGGAACAGGCAUAUCAACAACUGUGUAAGGUAACUUGCUCAAGUCCACUUUCUCCAAAUAUUGAAAUAUCGAGAUCAGAUAACAUUGACCAAUUCUUGAGACACAGACAAGAAGCUGUUAAACAGUUAAAUGGUUACACAUGUACAUAAUGCAUUUGUAUUUACAAAACAGAUUUUUAAAUAUGUGAUUGGUUACUUAAAAACAGAUAAAUUGUCAAUAUUUUUGUACCGUAGAUUAAUAAUUGUACAUGUUUAAAUUUCAUACAUGAUUAUGCUAAUUAAAAUGGAUAAAAGCAUUCAGUAGCACUCUAUACCAGUCUCCUUUAUACAAUAAUAAUAAUACUUUAUUCAGAAGCAUAGAAUAUACAUGUUUACAUUAAAUUUUUCAAAUACAUAAGUGUCAUAUUAAUAAAAAAUAAUUAUAAAUACUCAUAUGGCAGAGAA